UCAUAUAAAUAUAUAGAAAUUGUAAAUUACAGUAUAUCAAUUCACCGAGGCUUGCAGGCGUGUGCUGACCGCCGACUGUUUUAGAUAGAUACUGGCCCCAUCACUGACAUUCACACAUAAUCCAUUUAUCGUAGGUACAGCGCAAGGCAAACUUCGUUAUCCAUAGGCUGGUUUGCAACUUGCUCUUUUAGGCAGCGUGGCUUAUCAUUUGGAGUAGGUAGCGAGGCAGUAUUUGGCGGCUAGGCAAAUCGAUGACCCCCCCCCCGCUUCGCCUUACCGAACGAAACUCAUGAUAAAAGCUUCGAGAGAAGUCCUACAUAUCGCCUAAAUCUUGAAUAAUGCUUCUAAUUUAAAUCAGGAUAUCACUUGAUUAGCAAAUAUGACCAAAACAAGGCCCGCGCGCUGUUCAAUCCUCGAUAUAUAUGAGUGGGACAUUGGUCCAGGUUGGAGUCAGAGAACAGUCGACUUACACGAGAUUCUAUCGCACGAUUCAAAGGAAGAUGGAGUCACCGCAUCUCCUAGGCCCGCUAUCUGCAUCAUCUUCGCCAGUGCGAAUAUCAUCCGAAAAUGUGAGCUUUGUCGGGGCCAUUUCAUCGACAAGUUUAAGAUGCCGAAGGUGUGGUGGUCCGAUUACAGUAAGAAAUCGAACGGCUAUUUUGGCUGUCAACGCAGCCGCAGCCCUAAUGGUCAAGAGUCAUUUGACACAUGGACAUAUUUCGAGAUAAAGAAACUUGAACCAACUGCUAUUUAUAGCUGGUACAAGCUGAAUAUAUUUGUACGGUGGGAUGGGGAAAGUCAUCAGACUGUUGUUCUCGCCUUCGAUACCCCUUAUGACAUCGCGCAAAGCUUCCGGGAUCUACUCGUAGCUCCUGAUCCCCGUGAUCUUCACUCUCCAUUCUGGUUUUAUCCUCAUUUGCUGAGCGAGGUAGCUCGACAUCAAGAAGCUGCAGUAUGGGCAAUUCGCAACCAAGUGAGAGAAGUCGAAAAACAGACCCUCCCUCUAGGUAGGCCAAACCCCGACUAUAGAAAUUUACACGAUAUAGCGCGCCACGCCCUUCACGUUUCUGAGACACUGGAAGUCGCUGUCAAGACGAUAAAGAGCAUGCUGGAUCGGCAUAGGGACCUGUGGCCAUCACUCUCUGACUUCGAUGCGGAACAAGGCAUCCAUUCCCAGCUUCAGUUCUUUGAAAGCUACAUCAGCAGCUUGAGUUCCCGGUCGGCGUCUAACGAGAAACGUAUGCUCAACGAGAUUCAACUCGCCUUUAACACUGUCGCUCAGCAUGAUGCCAGCACGUCCGUUAAGAUCGGCCUUGCCACACAAGCGGACAGUCUCACCAUGAAAUCAAUCGCCCUCGUUACGCUUACAUUUCUCCCGCCCACUUUCGUGUCUGCUAUCUUUAGCAUGUCCUUUUUCGAUAACAGCACCGAGUCGGGAUGGGUCCUUUCUGAAAAAUUCUGGAUAUACUGGGUUUUCGCAAUCCCAACAACACUCUUCACAGUGGCCGCCUGGUAUUUCUUACAGAAGAAGUAUAGUGCCCCAGCGCCGUUAAGGGAAGAGAAAUUCCAUGCUCUCAAUAUUUCGAUAUCGCCCAACCAAUCCUUCGCCUAAUCCUGAAGAAAUGAGGUAUGCUCAAUCCCAACCGUCAGAACCUCAGGCUGCGACUAUCCCAUAGCAAUUAAUUAGCCCAACUCUCGCAUCAAAUUGGGAGUAGG
Messenger RNA from Xylaria bambusicola, 1713 nucleotides. RefSeq lists its product as uncharacterized. NCBI's taxonomy places the organism in Eukaryota, Fungi, Ascomycota, Sordariomycetes, Xylariales, Xylariaceae. The transcript is spliced from 4 exons. The record is from RefSeq and is a predicted model, not a curated record. The coding region runs from base 380 to 1609 and encodes 409 amino acids.